UUGAAUCAAAAUCUCGAAAUUGGGCUUCAACGACCCGAUCCCCACUCAUUUUCCGGCAAAAUACCGAUCAGUCGGUCCCGGAAAAUUUCUUCUCGCCUCCAUGCUUUCCGACUGCUUUUUCUUCAAUUUCUACCGGAGUAUUUCAUUGAUUCCGAAGAUUUUCAAUCCGCUCAGUCGGAAUUCUCGUUUGUUAAUCUAGUUGGAGCCUUAAAUUUCGUCGGUUUGAUUAUCUAACAUGAGCCACUCAGAGAUUCGUAGAGCAUCUGAAAAGCCGAAUCUAGAUUGGGAAGCAGCGCUGAAGCAGUAUGAAAACGUUAUGGCUACAGAAUCCGAGGCUGUUAAAGUGAAAGCCACAAUCAAAUUGGCUAGUCUCUCCAAUGAUGCCCCGCAUAAUAUUUUGAACAGCACCAUACCCAUUAUUGCGAAGCAUCUUGAAGUUAACCCCAUCAGUAAUUCAAGCCAGUCUAUGAGAGGAGCUGCUGCAUAUUGUCUAAAACGUAUAUCUCGUCAAGGUGAUGGUACGUUAGCGACGGCGAUAGCUCAUUCCGGCGCUUUAGAGUCUAUAUUGAGAUCAUUGCCAGACACUAGUGGUGGUUUUCGUAAGAUUCUAGUUAAAUGUAUUUGGAGUAUUGUUACUUGUGAUAAACAUAGUCGUGUGAUUGUAGCAAGAAAUGGGGGUUUGGAAGUAGUUAUUGGUAUGUUUGAUUCUGUAGUUGAUGGCACUAGGAGAUAUUUACUGGAGAUUUUGAGUGCAUUGGCCCUAGUUAGAGAGGUUAGAAAAGCCCUUAUUAGCUUAAGAGGCCUCCCUUUUCUUGUGCAAGCUGCUAGAUAUGGCUGCAUGGCUUCUAGAGAAAGAGCUUGUCAAGCAAUUGGGUUAAUUGCAAUUACAAGGCGUGGAAGACAUAUGCUUGUUGAGUUGGGAGUGAUUCCAGUACUUAUUGAACUAUUUUGUGAAGGAGAUUAUGUGACAAAACUAGUAGCUGGGAAUUCCCUUGGAAUAGUUUCAGCUCACGUAGCUUAUAUUAGGCCUGUUGCACAAGCUGGGGCUAUCCCUUUAUUUGCUGAUCUUCUUCAGUGGCCUGACCCUAUUGCUAAGGAGAUUGCGGAAGACGUUUUCUGUCUCUUAGCUGUUGCCGAAGCGAAUGCGGUUCUAAUUUUUGAUCAUCUAGUGAGAAUUCUUAAAGAAGGUGAUGAUGAAGGAAAGGCUGCAGCUGCCGACGUCUUGUGGGAUCUUUCAAGCUAUAAGUACUCCAUACCGAUUGUGCAAAGUUCGGGUGCUAUUCCAGUUUUGGUGGAUCUAUUACACGAUGGGAAUGGUGAAGUGAGGGAAAAAGUCUCUGGAGCUGUAGCUCAAUUAAGUUAUAGUGAGGCAGAUAGGAUUGCGCUUGCUGAUGCAGGGGCAAUCCAUGGAUUAAUAGAGCUAUUGCAAGAUGAGUUAGAUGAAGUGAAGGAUAAUGCUGCUGAGGCCCUUAUAAAUUUUUCUGAAGACGCCUUAUACUGCAAUAGAGUAUCUGAAGCAAUCAGCAAUCCUGCUUUCCAGAAUUUGCUGGAAAGAAUGACCCAUAUUCGUGCUACUGAAAGGCACGGCGUGAGGUCUCUGCGUCAAAUGGGAAUCAACCAACUUACAGGGGAUCCAGAUCUUCUAUAACUUUUUUCAGUGUUCAACAAUGGCUGGUGAGGGAAUGAUCCAUCAACUGUUGCAAUGAUAAUUGGUGCCUAGAGUUAUGCUCAAAUUAGCCUAUCCAUUCUAAUUUUGGAAAUAUGUUUUAUUUUCUUUUGGAUAUUCCUAUAACGACUCGUUAGAAUGCAGCUAGUGUAAUUAUUGAACUUGAUCCCUUUUGGUGGUGCCAUUUUCUGUUAGUUACAUUAUUUUCUAUUAGAAUUGUAAUGUCUCUCUCUCUCUCUGCGGAAAACUUCCAUAAUUGAGAGAGUUGGGACCUGGCGUCUCUUUCAUAAGUCAUUCAUGCUGUGAUCCUAAGUCAUUGGAGUGAGGAAAAGAGGCUUUAGGUAUUGUACUCUUUUGAUGUUUAUAUGUGCAGCUUCUUUUUCUCUACCUCAA
This is a messenger RNA of Cucurbita maxima (winter squash), 2059 nucleotides long. RefSeq lists its product as uncharacterized. The record is from RefSeq and is a predicted model, not a curated record. Gene Ontology annotation, molecular function: protein binding. NCBI's taxonomy places the organism in Eukaryota, Viridiplantae, Streptophyta, Magnoliopsida, Cucurbitales, Cucurbitaceae. The coding region runs from base 236 to 1648 and encodes 470 amino acids. The transcript is spliced from 2 exons.